GGGAGUCUCAGCCUGCAGUAUCUCUUUCCAUCCGUCGCAAUGGGCUGGUUUGGUGGAUCCAAGUCUGAACAAGCCACUCCUGUAUCCAGGGAAAACAGGCAAAAGUGUUGGGAAACCAGGGAUGCGUAUUUUGAAUGUCUAGACCGUGUCGGAGUGCUCAAGGCUGGCGAAGAGGGUAAAGCAUGUGCAAAAGAAAACACUCUGUACGAAGAAAAUUGUGCCAAGAGCUGGAUCGAGUACUUCAACAAACGUCGAAUCCUUGCCGAGCAGCAAAAAGACAUGCUUGCUCAAGCAAAAGUCCAAAGUCAGGAGGCCCGACGGGCGAAUUCAUGAUAGUACUCUCUCCUGUAACCGUGUUCUCACAAGUGUAGAACUCUUUAAUCCAGUACUACUUUUGCUCCACCCCUCUUCUCUUUUGGUUAGGCCUCGUGGGCUGAACAUCUGGUUGCGCAUCUUCCCUGGCAGGAUCUUCAUCACGGGGAUCAUCAGCUGAUUCGGAGUGUCCGGUGUUUCACUUCCCGCGCCUGUUAUCUCUCUGUGUAGACUGUGGUUUAGUUAUUCCCUCGCAUCACUGUCUUUUGGUCCA
This is a messenger RNA of Serpula lacrymans var. lacrymans S7.9, 586 nucleotides long. RefSeq lists its product as uncharacterized. Lineage: Eukaryota; Fungi; Basidiomycota; Agaricomycetes; Boletales; Serpulaceae. The record is from RefSeq and is a predicted model, not a curated record. Bases 40 to 333 code for a protein of 97 amino acids. The transcript has 3 exons. Gene Ontology annotation, cellular component: mitochondrion; respiratory chain complex IV.